Molecule: messenger RNA, 2722 nt
Organism: Brachypodium distachyon (stiff brome)
Lineage: Eukaryota; Viridiplantae; Streptophyta; Magnoliopsida; Poales; Poaceae
Product: armadillo repeat-containing protein 8
Exons: 8
Coding region: 74-2152 (692 amino acids)
Biological process (GO): proteasome-mediated ubiquitin-dependent protein catabolic process
Cellular component (GO): GID complex
Molecular function (GO): protein binding
Source: RefSeq, a predicted model, not a curated record
AUAAAAGGGAGCCCGGAGCGGCAAGAAGCCAAUAACACCAGCACCUCUCGCCGUCCUCCCCCUGACCCCCCAGAUGCCGGCGGCCACGGCGAGCGGCGGCGGCGCGCGGGCGGAGGAGGCAGCCGCGUCGUCUUCCUCCGCGCCUUCCUGCGUGGGUAUGAGGCCGGAGGAGCUCGCGGCGAGGCUGGCCGCGGCUGGGGGACCCGGCGCGGCGGCCGGCGACGGAGGCGGGGCCGGAGGAGAGGAAGGGGAGCAGGAGCGAGUGCUCGCGCUGCGCGAGAUCAAGAACCAGAUCAUCGGGAACCGGACCAAGAAGCUCCUCUACCUCCGCCUCGGCGCCGUGCCGGCGGUCGUCGCGGCGCUGGCCGAGCCCGGCGCGUCCCCGGCCGCGCUCGUGCAGGCGGCGGCCGCGGCGGGGAGCUUCGCGUGCGGCGUCGACGACGGCGCGCGCGCCGUGCUGGACGCUGGCGCCGCGGGGCACCUCACGCGGCUCCUCGCCCACCCUGACGAGAAGGUUGUUGAUGCAUGUGCACGUGCUCUCAGAAUGAUAUAUCAAUCAAAACAAGCUCCAAAGUUUGAUGUCAAUAAUGAGAAAAAUAUGGACUUUCUUCUUUCCCUUUUGGACAGCAAGAACGAAAAUGUUACUGAGCUAGCUGCUAAUAUUAUAUCACACUCUUGCGAUAGCAAUACAGAACAAUUAGCACUAUGUGGUGCUGGAGUUCCACAGAAACUUGUUGGUCUUUUUGGAGGUUCUAUGAAUCUACGGGAUGCUUGUUUAGAUUCCAUGACUGCAAUCAUUAGAGAUAACUGUGAUGUUGCUUCAAGAUUUGCAUCAAUGGACCAUGGAAAAUAUUUCCGUUCAAUAGUUGGGUUAAUACAUGACCGGAGCCCUCGCACAAGACUGCUUUCUUGUUUGUGCUUGAUUGCACUUGGGCAUGCUUCUCCCUGUCAUUUUCCGGACAGACAAAUCAAAACAAAGUUGAUUCUGGUCUUACUUGAGCUCAUCGAAGAACCUGGCAAUGUAGGAGACGAGGCUCCGUUGGCAUUAACCACCCUGAUAAAAGACAGUGUGGAACUGCAGAAACAAGCCUUUUCAACAAAUGCUGUUGUGAAGCUUAGCAACCAUCUGCUUGCAAAUUCCUUGGAGACAAGGCGGGCAGUGACCAUAUUGUUUGCUUUAGCCGAACUUUGCUCAAAACAGGAAGAGUCAAGGUCUCAACUUAUGUCAGGCCAGGUAUCAACCUUAAUACUUGACGCGUUGAAGCAUGACUGUGCUGAUAUCCGUGUUGCAGCAUGUUCAUGUCUGAAGAAUAUCUCAAGGUCAUCAAAGGUGCUUAGUGCAGGCCGCAUAUCCUGCGAUACAGUUAUCGCGCCCCUGGUCCAGCUUUUGUAUGACUCAUCUACUUCAGUCCAGAUUGCUGCCCUUGGUGCUAUUUGCAAUAUUGCUGUGAAUUUAACACCGAGGAAAUCGGUUCUUCUUCAUUCUGGCGUUGUCUCCCAACUUGUUAAUUUAUCGAAGUCAAUGGAUCCAACAUUGAGGCUAAAAUCUGUAUGGGCUCUUAGGAAUAUUAUGUUCCUUCUGAAUCCAAAGGAUAAAGACUUCAUUCUGAAGGAACUAACCGUAUCUACUCUUUCAAGCCUCAUAUGCGAUUCUGAACAUUUUGUUCAGGAACAGACCUUGGCUCUAGUGCAAAAUCUUCUUGAUGGACAUGUGGACUCUGUUAACUAUGUCAUCGCUGAAGAUGGCAUGGUUUUAAACGCUAUUUCAAGACAACUGAACAGUGCAUCUGCCCCAGGAGUUUGCGUCCAGGGUAUGUUGGUGCUUGCAAAUAUGGCAGCUGGGGAUGAAUUAAACAAGGAAGCCGUAAUGGAUGUUAUUGUUCCUCACCAAGCAGAUCGUAUCAAAUCAUCUUUUGUGGUUAACUUUCUGCAGAGCAAGGAUAAGCAAUUGAGAGUUGCAACCUUGUGGUGCAUUCUGAACUUGAUUUACCCAAAAUGUGAUACUUCAUCUACUCGAGUAACCAGACUCCAAAAUGUCGGGGUAAUUUCACAAGUAAAAGGCAUGAUGAAUGACCCGUGCUUGGAUUGCAAGCUUAGAGUACGCAUGGUGCUUGAACACUGCUUAGACACUGCCACUGCCGGUUUCAUGUGAUGAUUCGGAUCGCGUCUCAACCACUGAAGUUCACAGAAUACUCGACAGAGAUUGGCCAAAGAGAAGCUGGGAAAGGGCGCUUUGCACCGUGAUGUAUGCCGUGAACCAUGAGCGUCAGCACUUGCUGAUCCCUUCUUGUGAUAUCAUCGAGCCUACCGCUGUAACUUUUUCCAAUGAGAACUUGAUGACAGUUGGUUCCUGUCGCGGGUCGGCACGCUCUCCCUUGUGUUGUAAGUUUGUAGUCAUGCCAUGUUGAGAAUCUGAGCUGCUUGCUUGCAACCUGAACGCCAUAGAGACACAAAGGUCCAGAGAAAUCCCAUUUUCAGUGCCACCAGAACCUGUGCUUGUGUUUUGAUGAAGAGUGUAUUAUAAUCGAGCCACGACUGCUGCUGUUGUAAAUCGCAAUUUUCGCUUGCAAGGAUAAUAAGGCUGUUGUGUCGCCUGAUUUUGUCAAUUUUCUCCACCUUUUGGAUGAUGUUUUAUCGCUUGUUUUUUGUAUGCUUUGAGAUCUCAAAAUGGUCUUUUGUCAUCAUGGAAAGACAAUAUAAAAGAUAUUGUAUGCUCGUUGCA